AUGUAUUUUCGCACGAUUGUGAUCGGUGCAAUUGCUAUUGUUAUACUUGGAAUUUAUUAUCAAAACUACUUUAUCUCGAAACAUCAUAAUGAACGUCGCGCAUGGGUAACAUUGUUAGGUACAGAAGACUAUUUUCCAGGCGUAUUGGCUUUAGUUCGUUCAUUGAAACGAGCUAAUAGUAUUUAUCCACUAGUGGUAAUGAUGACCAAAGAUGUUUGUUCAGAUGAAGCACAACAACUUAUUUUAAAUGAAGGAUGUUCUAUACGAUUCAUAGAAGAUUUCUAUCCAACUAGUGAAACGGUAUAUUCUUAUCCACAUUUUUUUCACGCAUGGAAAAAAUUACGAGCAUUUGAAAUGGUAGAUAUUUGUGAUAAAUGUGUUUUUCUGGACGCUGACAUUAUUCUUCUUCAAAAUAUAGAUGAGCUAUUUGAUUUAAAUGAUAAUAUUAGUUUUGCUGCAGUACAAACAUGUACAUGUAAUUUAAGAAAGAUUUCAACAUUUCCUGAAUCUUGGAAACCAGAAAAUUGUCCUUAUACUCGUGAACAAUAUUCGAAUAAUACGACACAUGACAAUUCGCCUGCUAAUGUUAUUUUUAAUGCUGGAUUAUUCUUAUUUCGUCCAAAUUUAACAAUAUUUCAACAAAUGUUAGAAGCAUUAAAUACAUGGGAUUUAACUGAAUUCAAAUUUGCUGAACAAGAUUUUUUGAAUAAAUUUUAUCAUGAUACAUGGACACGUAUACCUUUCAUAUAUCAUGGAAUAAAAGUAUUCUCUAAAAGCCAUCCACAUUUAUGGGAUUUGUCAAAACUCAAAACAAUUCAUUACGUAAAUGCAAAACCAUGGCAAAAAUCUGAUGAAGGAAAUGUUGAAUAUGAAAUUAUUAAUCGAUUGUGGUGGGAAGCAUACGAAUGGAGAUCAGAAAAAAAAUAA
This is a messenger RNA of Rotaria sordida, 927 nucleotides long. NCBI's taxonomy places the organism in Eukaryota, Metazoa, Rotifera, Eurotatoria, Philodinida, Philodinidae. The record is from the annotation of a GenBank genome assembly.